This is a messenger RNA of Danio rerio (zebrafish), 1792 nucleotides long. It is a transcript of the gene bag4, whose product is annotated as BAG cochaperone 4. NCBI's taxonomy places the organism in Eukaryota, Metazoa, Chordata, Actinopteri, Cypriniformes, Danionidae. Gene Ontology annotation, molecular function: protein-folding chaperone binding. The record is from RefSeq and is marked provisional.
ACAAACAUUGCAAAUACAUACCGUGGACGCAUCUUGCUGCAGCAUCUUGUGAAACGUGGUGGCGACAAAAUAGUCUCUUUUAAGUAAAUCUGUGAUUAAAAGAAAUUAAAUUAGGGCAAAAAGAGUUAGUGGCGUUACAAGGAAUGGCUUUCGAUUCAGCUGGCAGCGACAGAGGCAGAGGUGAGGCUUCGUGGAUCAUGCAUCAGCAAAUGCAGCCUGAAACCAAGUCACCCUGGCCUUCAAGUUACAAGUCAGAGAACAAUAACGUUAACUGGAACAACGGCAUGGAAUCUCAGUAUCCAGGCUACUCAAGUUACUGGUACCCACAGUCACAUACAGCAGGGCCCUAUGGCAGCUCAUACCCCCCUGGAACAGAGGUGAAUGGACAGGCAUCAUACAAUCCCCAGGCAAUGCCAGCCUAUCCCAAUGGAGUGUACAAUCCAGGGCAAUACUCCACGAGUAUGCUACAUCCUUCUAAUCCAUUCUACUGCAGUGACCAGGUUCCUUCAAGACAACCUCAUUAUCACAACCAAUCCUGCCCUGAACAGAAUGCAGGGGGCUCGACUCAUCCCCCCUACCCUGUACCUCACUGCCAAGCGGCUCCUGGAUACCCAGCAGGAUCUUACCCACAUUACCCAGAAGGAUGCCCUCAGAAUGCACCUUACCCCAACCAGCAGCCUGUGCUGUCAAGACCCCAGCAUGAGGCUUGGUCCCACACUCAAGGGUAUGGACCCACACUGCCUCAGCAGCAAUGGCCUUCUGAUUCCCAGACACCCCAUAGCCACUAUGGCAGUCAUGUACGACCACCUCACCCCCCUCCAUGGCAAGGACCCGCACCACCUCCAUAUGAGCACAAGGAUCCACCAUAUCAAAGUCAGCCUCAUAUGCAACCUAAAAACCAGCCUGCAGGCUCCAGACCACGUGUGAGCACACCAAACUCAUCUGCGCUUCCACCCAAACCCACCCAGUUCAGCAGUCCACCUCAAAUCUACAAGACUUCCUCUGGCGUUGGAGGACUCGAACCCAAACCUGCCCAAAAUGAACAACCUCCUAUGUCUUCCCCUCCAGCGUCGUCCAUGCCAGCUCCACUAAAAGAUAAUUCCAGCCUGGCUCGAGUUCAGCAGAUUUUGGCCCGAGUUCAGCUUCUUCAAGAGGAUGUGGAUGAGUUUGUGGGAAAAAAGACAGACAAGAGCUACCGAUGCCUGGAGGAACUGUUGACAAAAGAGCUGCUUGAGUUGGACUCUGUGGAGACCUACGGGCAGGACGUUGUUAGACAGGCUCGCAAAGAGGCUGUUCGGAGGAUCCAGGCCAUCUUGGAAUGUCUUGAGAAAAAGGCGUUCUAAUAACAGGGUGGAUUGAUGAUGAUUUCUUUUUUUAUGGUCUUUCCUCAUGAUUGCAGAUUAGGAUGUUCACAUUUUGCCAGUUUGUUGGAUUACAUUUUUUGUUGUUUUUGGAUUGUGUAGCCCAAAUGGUGGUAAUGUUUUUUUUCUAGUAAUACAGGCACAAAAUACAGUCACUGCAGUGCCAUACUCGAAACCAGACAUUUGCCAUUCAACAACAAGAAGCAGUGAUCUACUCGGAGGUUUCCUUGUGUAACACCUUUCGGUUUAUUGAGUCUACAUAGACUAAAGGGAUACAACAGAGUUUUUUUGUUGCACAUCUUCAAGAAUGAGGACUCCACUCAUUUUACUUUUGAAAUUUAGUUUAUUACUGCUAUUACACCAAUCCAUUCUUGAUAUUAUUGUAAAAUAACUUUAUAACUUAAUAAAGACAGUCAUUUUUUAAUAACUCA